Molecule: messenger RNA, 511 nt
Organism: Mauremys reevesii (Reeves's turtle)
Lineage: Eukaryota; Metazoa; Chordata; Testudines; Geoemydidae
Product: ribonuclease-like
Exons: 2
Coding region: 86-511 (141 amino acids)
Molecular function (GO): nucleic acid binding
Source: RefSeq, a predicted model, not a curated record
GUUCCGCUCAGGAGAGGCUCAGAACCAUCACUCUGACAGCAGUGAAGGAACAAGGACUUGGGUCGAUCCAGUGACAGACACAGCCAUGGCUCCAAGCAGACCCCGCCCUGUGCUCCUGCUGACCCUCGCCCUGCUGGCUGCCUGUGUGGCUCUGACCCUCGGACAGAAGUGGAACCCACUGCAUGACAUAUUCCGGAAAGAACAUGUGGACAACCCCAAGACCGUCGCCACCAACAACAAUGCCUAUUGCAACAGGAUGAUGUGGGACCGGGUGAUGUACUGGAAAUACAGCAACACCUUCAUCCAUGAAACACCCGAGAACAUCACCAAAGUCUGCACAACAGAGGGGGUAGCCAACGGGCCCUACCGGUACGAGAGCAAGAAUGAAUUCAACAUCACCACCUGCACAUUUAACCCCUGGAGCAUCUCUUACACCGGGAUCAGCGCAUCACAAAAAAUCGUCAUUGCCUGUUGGGAUGGUCUCCCUGUUUUCUAUGUGAAGAGCAAAUAG